This is a messenger RNA of Geodia barretti, 603 nucleotides long. The record is from the annotation of a GenBank genome assembly. NCBI's taxonomy places the organism in Eukaryota, Metazoa, Porifera, Demospongiae, Tetractinellida, Geodiidae.
ACCACAUGUCUUCUCCAACUUCCGUCACUCCCCCACCCCUCCCCACUGUUGCUGAAGGUGAGGGUCAGUGGAAGCGGAGAGUCUGAUUUCGUGGAGGUGGAGGUUGCUCCGCCCACCUACCCCGCCCUGGUCUCCGCCUGCUGUGAGGAGCUGGAGCUGUCUCCCUCCGACGUGGCCAAGAUCCGCAAGCUGCCCAACGUCCUGGUCCGCAAGGACAGAGACGUUCAGAGGAUGGCUGACGGGCAAGAACUGGAGGUGGUGCUGAAGGGAGAAGGUUCAAUUGGAGGAAGUUUGAUGAGCGUUAUAUCUCCACCAGCUGUCGCAGCCUCUUACCCCACAACUUCGGUGCUCACCGUUAACCCCUUUGCUCCUCCGACCACCGCCGUCCUGGCCCUGUCAAGCCAGGGUGUCCAUAUGCAAAGGGGAAGUCCCGUUGCAACUGCUGCCAUGGUAACCACAGAGGGUCUGGUGACCUUGAAAUCUGAUGAAAACGGGGCGGGCACAUCCAACCAUAUCUCCGGGAUGACGAGUGAUUCGGGCGAGGUCCAAAACCACACCCACAGUCACACCCACCAACCCGGCAUCGUAAAUGGUCUCCAGUAA